GGUCCGGUAGACUUCCGCUGCGGCAUUUAGUCCCGUAACACAGCAUCGUCCAUCACCUUUUCAACUCUUUAACUUGCUUUUCUUAGAAUUCAGCAUACGUACUUCUCUUUAGAUCUAUGGGUAUAAAGGAUACAGAAACGAUCACCAAACUAAGAAAUAGACCAUAGAAUAGACCAGAUCGCUCGCCUGCCUUUUCUAUACUUCUACGUCAUCAUGGCACCUAACUCCCGUCUCAUUCUGACCCGGCACGCCCAGGCCGAACACAAUGUCGACCUGGACUACAGCAUACCUGACGCACCGCUCACCCCGCUUGGCAAGAAGCAAGCGGCGUCCCUAAGCCGGCUCAUCCCUGACCUGCAGAAAGAGGCAGAGGUUAUCGUGUCUUCACCACUACGACGCACCCUUCAGACAACAUAUCUGGGAUAUGCGCCGGCCAUCGAGCGGCUCGGCGGACUGAAGAACGUCGUCGUGCUUCCUCAAGCCCAGGAAUGCAAUGACUUGCCGUGCGACACGGGCUCGUCGAAGGAGGUCCUAGAAAAGGACCCCGAGUUCGCAGUCUUCGAUCUCGCGCCCCUGACCCCCGACUGGAACAGCAAAAAGGGGUUCUGGGCCCCGAGCGACGAGGCGCUAACGGAGAGGGCCCGAUGGGUAAGGAAAUUUUUGAGGGACAGGCCGGAGCAGAAUAUCGUGCUCGUUUCGCAUGGUGAUAUUCUAAGGAGAAUCACAGCAAGACCAGGUAGCGGCCCGAGUGAGUACCCUUGGAAGAACGCCGAGGUGAGAAUCUUCGAGUUCGAUCCUGAGUUCGUGGAUUCGGAGGAGUGCUUCUUGUACCAGAGGGAGAACGUGGCGGCUGCGGGUGGGUAUGGGCUGACAAGUACGGAGCUAGAGAUUGAGCAGACCGAGGGGAGGUUGUAGAACUCUACAGAUCAGGCUUUAUGGAAUUAUGUGUAUCCAUGGGUAUUAGAUAGGAAUUUUGGCGGGUAGAACGCCUGCUUAUAGAUGUAGACAGGCUGGUAGUCGAUGUUCGACCUUAGAGGGGAGAAUUCGGAAAUAUCUACGUGUAUUCCUAUAAAGAUAAGUACGUGAGAUAUACAUGUAUCACCUGAAAAAAAUGAAUCAAGUAGGAGAUGGACUAUCAUGAAGGCAUUUUCAAAAGCUUACCUACCUAG
Annulohypoxylon truncatum is the source of this 1169-nucleotide messenger RNA. Its product is annotated as phosphoglycerate mutase-like protein. Lineage: Eukaryota; Fungi; Ascomycota; Sordariomycetes; Xylariales; Hypoxylaceae. The transcript is spliced from 3 exons. Gene Ontology annotation, molecular function: phosphatase activity. Gene Ontology annotation, cellular component: cytoplasm. Bases 214 to 915 code for a protein of 233 amino acids. The record is from RefSeq and is a predicted model, not a curated record.